Molecule: messenger RNA, 1467 nt
Organism: Daldinia caldariorum
Lineage: Eukaryota; Fungi; Ascomycota; Sordariomycetes; Xylariales; Hypoxylaceae
Product: serine/threonine-protein kinase hal4
Exons: 2
Coding region: 1-1467 (488 amino acids)
Biological process (GO): intracellular monoatomic cation homeostasis; protein phosphorylation; intracellular signal transduction
Molecular function (GO): protein serine/threonine kinase activity; ATP binding
Source: RefSeq, a predicted model, not a curated record
AUGUCGAGCGCUUCGGAAAAGACGGUCUCUCCCAGCGCCUCCAAGCAGUCUUCCAUAAAAUCGGUUGAUAUUUCCACGCGAUCUCCGAAAUUAAGACCGCAAAAUGGCCAGCCCGUUGGCGACGCCUCUCAUGCCGAGGCUCAGCCGAAACAACCCGAGAGAGCCUCCAUCAAGGACAGGUUAACCCGAAUGUUUUCCAAUAAGGACGAUAUACCUAAAUCCGUCCCUUUCGAUGCUGGUCAACCGUCUAAGCGCGUCGUCCCGACCCCCUCUCCCAGCCUGACUGGCGUCAGCGCGCCCUCGAAACCGAACAGCCUGGCUCGUAAGCCAUCCUCUGCUGACCCUCCUACCGCAUCUAAACCAGCGCCCUACCAACGAUUUGUCAUGAAUCCAGACGUCCCCGGUGGCCAUGAGCAUCAUCUCAAGGGUAGCAAGCGGCAAGAGAAACUCUCUGACAUGUGGAAGGCUCUACUUGGGAGAAAGCAAGACCAACCUGCCGAAGCUGACUUAUCCUUGGUUUCUAGUUGGGUUGACACCCUUAAGCAGGAAAAAGAUAUGCUAGCCAGCGAUAAGAAGGGAGGUCCAAAUCAGAGCAUUACUCUAGUCGAGAAAUAUGGAAAAUGCCAAGAGGUAGUUGGUCGUGGUGCUUUUGGCAUCGUAAGGAUAUCGCAUAAGAAGAUGGAGAAUGGAGAAAAGCUCUUUGCCGUCAAGGAAUUCCGCCGCCGACCAGAAGAGACGGAGAAGAAGUAUAGCAAGCGCCUAACAGCAGAGUUCUGCAUAUCUUCCUCUUUGCGUCACCCUAAUGUCAUACAUACGCUAGACCUACUGAAAGACGAAAAAGGUGACUAUUGCGAAGUUAUGGAGUAUUGCUCCGGUGGUGAUUUAUACACGCUCGUCCUCGCCGCUGGGAAGUUGGAGGUGGUAGAAGCCGAUUGUUACUUCAAGCAGAUGAUGCGCGGCGUCGAGUACCUACAUGAGAUGGGUGUCGCACACCGUGAUCUUAAGCCCGAAAAUCUGCUUCUUACGAGCCAUGGCGCCUUAAAAAUCACGGAUUUUGGCAACGGCGAAUGCUUCAGAAUGGCGUGGGAAAAUGAUGCUCACAUGGUUUCGGGUCUCUGCGGUUCUGCGCCUUAUAUCGCACCGGAAGAAUAUAUUGACAAGGAAUUUGACGCUCGAGCCGUCGAUGUCUGGGCUUGUGGUGUUAUAUAUAUGGCGAUGCGAACCGGACGACACUUGUGGCGUGUUGCCAAGAAGGAUGAGGACGAGUUUUACGAGCGGUAUCUUGAAGGACGCCGCGACGAAGAAGGUUAUGGCCCGAUUGAGUCAUUACACCGUGCCCGUUGUCGCAACGUCAUCUAUUCUAUCCUCGACCCCAAUCCCACCCGACGUAUCACAGCAUCACAAGUUCUCAAGUCCGAAUGGGGUCGUGAAAUUAAGCUUUGCAAGGCCGGCGAAGAAGGUCUUUAA